Molecule: messenger RNA, 453 nt
Organism: Theileria equi strain WA
Lineage: Eukaryota; Apicomplexa; Aconoidasida; Piroplasmida; Theileriidae
Exons: 4
Coding region: 1-453 (150 amino acids)
Biological process (GO): GPI anchor biosynthetic process
Cellular component (GO): glycosylphosphatidylinositol-N-acetylglucosaminyltransferase (GPI-GnT) complex
Source: RefSeq, a predicted model, not a curated record
AUGACCCAUAACACUAGCACUUAUUCACAAUGGAAACAUCCUAUUCGGACAUACUUUAUCCGCCGACACAUUCACACCAUCAUUCAGUUCAAAGACCUGGAACCCCUAAAGAUUCGCUAUUAUUUAUACAUUUUGGCAUCCAUAAUAUUCGAUAUUUUACUCAUAAAUUGUACGAUCGUAGAAGAAAGGCUACUUAUGCUCUCAAACUUUGGGCUCCAGAUGGAGUAUAUCAACCUGUACGGUAACAAGACUGUGAAGAGUAUACCGAUUAGCAACAUCAAGGACCUUCUCAUUAACGAGGGUUUUGUGGUGAAUGAGAUUAUAUUUUACAUUUUAAUCAUGCUCAAUGACUCUGAGGAAAUUAUUCUCCCAUUCAAGGACGCAAUACCGAGGCUAGAGAAUUUAAAGACAAUAUAUCGCUGCUUUAAUAGCCUCUUUGAGAGGCCAAGUUAA